CUACGAUCCCUCAACGUCGUCCGCCGACGAAGUCAUACACCCUAUCCGGGCCCAUCAUCCUCUCCAUCGCCAUUCGCGGCAUGAAGUAGAGCGACUGACCGAUUCCUCGAAUCGCUCCCUCCGUCCAUCGGCCGCAAUAUCUUGCCACCCACAGAGCUGUCCGAUUCGGUGCGACGACGAAAUCCGCAUUGUCAACCCUGUUGCUUUCUGCCGAAUGCCCAGCCACGUCGUCUGCCGCUUUUUCGAUUCGCCAUCGCCGUGAUAGCCCGGCCGUGCAUGCCUCCCGCCGACCCCUCGCCCGCCGCGCGACUCAAACCAUUUCUUUCUUCUUGCCCGCUGGCGGUGCCUGCCUGACGCUCGGCGCCCUGAGAUAGGACCGCCACCAUGUUUUGGAGAUUUGGCGGCUACGCCAACAUCUCAACCAUCGAUACUAUCCUCGAUAAACCCGAGUUCACCCUCGAAGAGUUGCUCGAUGAGAGCGACUUGAUCCAAGAGCUUAAGCAGCACAACUCGAAGCUCAUUGAGUACCUUCGCGAGGAUAAGGUCCUCGAGCGGCUCCUCGAAUAUGUUGUUGCUCCCAAGCUCGAGAUCGUUGAGAGCCCUGGCGAGCUUCCCGAGGAAGAUACAAAGGGAAAACCUCGUCUGCUACCAUUUUCUCGCCCGCGUGCCUCUUCCCGCGCUACCGAUGUCACCGAGACCGACGAGGAGGAGCAGGAGAGGAGGCGUAAUAGGUAUGCCCUUGUCGCCUGCGAGGUCCUAAGCUCCGACACGUGGUCCAUCUACGAGUCGCUCAUGGAGAACCGCGGCCUGAUCCGCAACUUUUGGACGUUUCUCUCUCGCGAUGCUCCUCUCGAUCCGCUCCAGGCGAGCUACUUUACAAAGGUCAAUGAGUCGCUGUUUGAGAAAAAGACGGAGGAGAUGAUGGACCUGUUUCGGGGCUUACCCAAUGUCGUCUCUGAUCUGCUCCGUCACGUGGAAUGCCCCAUGAUUAUGGACUUGCUCCUCAAGAUUAUUGCUCUCGAUCGCAGCGAGGGCGGGCAGGGCAUUGUUGAGUGGCUUUAUGCAAGGGACAUAAUCCCGACACUGCUUUCUUGUCUCGAUCCCAAGCACAGUUGGCUGGUUCAAACUGCCGCCGGCGACUUCAUCAAGGCUAUCAUCACCAUCUCUGCCAACGCCUCCCAGAACGAGCAGCAAUGCAUCGGCCCCAACGAACUUACCCGCCAGCUUGUGUCGAAGCCGUGUGUCGAGCAGCUCGUUGGCUACAUGCUUGGAGGCGGCAACCCGUUGACUGUCGGUGUUGGUAUCGUCAUCGAGGUCAUUCGCAAGAAUAACUCUGAUUAUGAUCCGGACGUGGGCGCCGAGUCCAACGCCAUCCCUUCCAGCCGUGAUCCGAUCUACCUCGGCACGCUCUUGCGACUAUUUGCUGACAACGUGCCCAACUUCAUGAGCCUCAUCAUGGAUGGUCCUUCGCGGAAGCAAGGGCUCGACUGCACCUUUGGCGAGAAGCUUGAGCCCCUCGGCUUUGACCGAUUCAAGACGUGCGAACUCAUGGCAGAGCUCCUGCACUGCAGCAAUAUGGGCCUGCUCAACGAAGUUGGCUCGGAGCAGCUCAUUGAGGCGCGAGAUGCUGAACGUCAACGUCUGAGAAUCGAAGGAAAGCUCGGCCCACAGCGGGAAGAAGAGCGUUCAACCGAUGACCUUACCAUGCGCAUGCCGCAAUCAUCCACCGAAGAGGGGCGGCGUCUUGAAGUCACCAACGCAGACGAGGAUGGCUUCGAGGAGGUGGAACCCAGCAAAGAGAUGAGUGAGGACACGUCGCACGAGUUUGUUAAGGCCGAAGUCGACAUGGCCGCACCGCCGGCCGUCUCUUUUCUGGAAAAGGACGAGGAUGAUUUUGUGGAUGAACCUCUGAGCUCUCCGCGCCUCAGCGUGGCCGCGGACAAGAUAAAUGAGCAGCAAUUUGAGGAGCCUGAUCUCGUGGUUGCUCCCCUAUCUCCGGCCAAGAAUAAGCCGACCGAGACAACCCAGCAGUCCUCGACAGGGUCGUGGUCUGAGCAGCCGCAAGAUCAUGCCAGCAACAUUGUUGACAGCUUAACGAAACCAGAUGUUUUGCCGAAUGACCCUUCAUCGCUUCACCCAGCUGUCAAGACCGACUCCAGUGGAGCUGCUCGACAAGGCGCAUCAGACCUGGCUGAUGGCGCGUUGUCGCCUCACCCAGAAGACCUCCCUGCUCCGCUUUUCUCUGCGUCGUCCUCGGCGUCAGUUCCUGAGCAAGAGGCCGCGGAGCGACCCGCGGACAGCGCGACAGACGCGCCCUCGGAGUCCAGCAAGGCAGGAGUAAACGAGGCGAACGUCGCAAAUGACGACAGCGUGGCUGCGCCUGCAGUUGCACAGAACGAAGAGUCCGGUCCUGUAGAGCCCGUGGUUGGAGACUAUCUAAAGACGCAGUUCGUGGAGCAUCGAGUUGUACCGGCGAUUCUGUCCUUCUUCUUUUCUUACCCCUGGAACAACUUCCUACACAACGUCGUCUACGAUAUCGUCCAGCAGGUGUUCAACGGGCCCAUGGACAGGGGCUACAACCCGACACUUGCCGUGUCUCUGUUUGAGGCGGCUGACAUUACUGUUGCCAUCAUCAGCGGCCAGCAAGCUAGCGAUGAAUCUCAAGCAAAGACCAAGACGCGCAUGGGAUACAUGGGCCAUCUCACGCUCAUUGCUGAGGAGGUUGUCAAAUUUACGGAGCGACACCCUCCCGAGCUGCUGUCUGAGAUGGUGCUCGACAAGGUCAUGAGUCAGGAUUGGAUCAACUACGUCGAAGGCGCCCUCGCCGAGACACGCGAGAGAGACAAUGCCAUCUUGGGCGGCGUGAGGCCAGAAGUCGCACUUGGACAUCGCGGCAGCCUCGGUAACAACGGCAUGGGUGGUGUCGGUCUUUCGGGUCUGGGAGCAGCAUCAGGAGGCGCAUCCAAUGCGCUGGCUGAAGCUGGCCUGAAUGGGGGCAUCGAGCUCAACGAGGGCAGUGGCAACGGCAUCGGGCCCUUUGCCAUCAGCGCCGGAACUCUGAUGUCAGGCUUUGGUAGCAGCAGCGACGAAGAGGAUGAUGAGGGGGAUGGCGACGAAGAGGAUGUCAAUUCAGAGGUGAGUGGUGAUUCUUAUGAAGAUCGUGGUAGGGAGUCUCCCGAGCCAAGGGCCAAUGCAGACUCCCCCGAGGACGUCAUCAUGAGGUCCCCGGAGCCACUCAGAGAACUGUCGCCAGAUAUUUCGCCCGAUCUGCCCGCCACUGCUCUGGGUCAGCCCGUCAAGUUGCGGGGCCUGGACGAGUUGGACGAGCAUAUGGAAGAAGAGCAGCCACAAAGACCAGUUCCCUAGGGCGGGACAUUUCGAGAUGGGCUCGAUCGCCGGGCAAGCGCCACUUUUCAUCGACCCACGAGUAAUGCGAAUGGACACGAUCUGUCUUUUGAUGAUACGGAGGAAUUUGAGGGCAUUGAUCUAGACGAACUGGCACGACUCCUUGCCGCGGCUAGGUUCUAGGUCGAACAUCUCUGCCGAGUCUUGACGGAAUUUUAUGAUACCUGGCGAGUCUUGUACCGCGAUAGACGAUUGAUGGUUAGGAUUAUUGUGGGACAACAUUAGGGUGUAUACUGUGGAAACAAGACAAAAUACGGAGAACGAAUGGGAAACCGGACCUUGGGGGUUUAUGUCACUUUGUUGCUGGCGCCGGUGCUUGCUUAUGACUUUCUUUUUGUCUGAACUGGCACCGCGUGUGGAGGUGUUAUACUGACUUGGAUUCUCUAGUUCCGGGCCUACACGGAUCCGCUGAACAACGCGGGCGGCUCGAUGGCGCCUCCGUCAAUUCCUCCACCACCUCCACCGCCGCCACCGCCGUUGAACAUCCCGCCAUCCAGGGCGAGGCUGCAACUGGCGGCCAGGCUAGCCAUGCACCAGAAGAAUAACCAGGCGGCGCAACCGUCUUCAGGUACCUUACAUCACGAUAAUGAUGACGACGUCGACAGCAUGGACCCUUUCAGGGACGGGGAGGAUGAGAUCGACGACGACUUGGAAGGCGACGCACACCGGGACAGCGGCCGAGGUUCCUGGUGGAGAGAUGUGGUUCGGAGCAAGUUCAAGGCGGAUGACGACUCUGACGACGCCGACGAUGACGACGAGGAGUUUGGAGAUUUUGCCAUGGCCGAAGAAGACAAGGGAGGUGACGAUGCAGGAACUCCCAAAGUGCUGCUGCGACCACUGGCAGUCCACCCGGCCAAAGAGAGCAGUAGAGGACUGAGCGGACUGUGGCCCUUUGGCUCGAGAAGCGACAAGGACAAGAACAAGCAAGACCGUGGCAAAGAAGACUCAAAGGUCGAGGUGGUUGUGCCUGGGGCAAAGGACAAGUCAGAUGAAGACCAGGCAGUGGAGGUUAAGGAGGCUGCGAACAGGACGAGCAUCGAGGAGCCGGACGAGGAGGAGGAUGCGGCCAUCCGGGCAGAGCAGUCGUCGAGAAGCGCGUCUAAAUAGAUGUGCCGAGGGAGCCCAGUCGUUGUGAGCGAGACAGCGGAAGACAUGGUACGUCAUGCCUAGAUCUGAGCGAGGUUUGCCGCGUGCCAGCAGGGCCAGGCGAUGUGUACUAUUACGGAGUGCUUCCUGUUCUGACUAGGCUGUGUCCUUUUUGUAAAUUACAAUCUACGGGGUAUGAGCAACGUGCCAUGGAGAUGUCUGUACGAUUCUAGCAUGCUGACAAUAUUGAGGCCCUCCAGACAGG
Messenger RNA from Purpureocillium takamizusanense, 4756 nucleotides. Its product is annotated as sporulation-induced protein, variant 2. Gene Ontology annotation, molecular function: protein phosphatase regulator activity; protein phosphatase binding. The record is from RefSeq and is a predicted model, not a curated record. NCBI's taxonomy places the organism in Eukaryota, Fungi, Ascomycota, Sordariomycetes, Hypocreales, Ophiocordycipitaceae. The transcript has 3 exons. Gene Ontology annotation, cellular component: cytosol; nucleus. The coding region runs from base 385 to 3366 and encodes 993 amino acids.